Molecule: messenger RNA, 3706 nt
Organism: Drosophila willistoni
Lineage: Eukaryota; Metazoa; Arthropoda; Insecta; Diptera; Drosophilidae
Product: putative mediator of RNA polymerase II transcription subunit 12
Exons: 5
Coding region: 138-3494 (1118 amino acids)
Source: RefSeq, a predicted model, not a curated record
CGGUCUGGUUGCAAUUCCUAACAAUUGCUCCGCGCGUCUUGUGAUCAAUCUCCAGAUACGCAGUCUAAGGAUAACGGCCAAUACCUGCUGCCGUUGUCUUCUGGGAAUUCGGGAUUAGUUUUGAUAAUCCUGCAAACAUGCGAAUUCCACUACCUUUGCUGUUCGCUUUGACAUUGGUGGCAGUUGGAGCUGCUGCUGCUGCCGGCAACCCGGAUGCCAUUGCCAAGCCAAAGAGCGACUCCAAGCCCACAUCAACUGAAUCAGCAAAGAAACCGACAAAGCAACCCUUGCCCAGUUCAUCGUCUCUCCCAACAUCGGCAUCCUCUACUUCGACCUCCACCACGACUACGCGCCAAUCGAAGAACUUGAAAUCUGUUCUGCCGGGCGAGAAUCGUGGCAAACGGACACUCUAUGACUUUGGCAACGCCGGAUAUCUGUAUCCCGAGGUGGCCAGCAGGAGAGCUGGCUAUGUGGACAACACGGCCUCCUAUUAUCCCACACAAAGUGGAUACUACAAUGGACAAAAUGCGAUUGCACAAUAUCCCAGCAACUUUGGCCCGGCCUAUGCUCCUUAUCCCCAGUAUUUGGAAGCUCCGGAACCAAUCAUUGAGAUUAUCAUCAAGGACGCCAAUGAGACUUUGCCUGUGGAGCAGCCACAGACAGUUGUAACAAAGAGGAAGAAGAAGAAGGAGAAGGUUCAUGUCUUCUAUGUCAACUACAAGAAGGAUCAGAAUAACAAGCUUCAUCUGGAGUCGCCGAUCGCCUCCUUGAACAACGAUGAGAACGAGGAGGAGGAGGAAGAAGAGGAGGAACAAAUUGUCCAAUACCCAGUGACGCCAUUACCCCCCGUAAAGUCCACCACCCUGCGUACCAUCAUACAUCCCGAUUCCGAGAAGUAUCACAGCAACAGCGGCAUUCAUGUGUCCUUUGGGGCAGAGAAUAAACAUCAGACGGGGCACAUCUUGGAAGAACAUGAUGCGGAGAGCAUUCAACGCCAAGUAGUGGCACUUCCCUUGCCAGCUAGCAGUGGGCUUAAGUCGGACAACGGAUACAUUGCCAAUACUCGUGCAGAUUAUGGCCGUGAGAGUAGUUUCGGACGCACUCACUCAUCUGGUCCCGUCUCAAAUUUGUUAUUCGGCAGCAAUCCAAAUAACUAUCAGCAAUUCCAAAUACCACCGCAGCAACAGCAGCAACAUCAACAGCUUCCCAAUCAGCAUAGCUCAAAUUAUUUCAGGCCCCCGGCUGCUCUAUCGGGUUCGCCACCCAACUACCAGAAACAGGCGCAAUCGCAGCCACAGCAGCGUCCCAGCAGCAGCAUCACGCAUCAGCAGUUGCCUUCCACGUCGUCUCAAACAAUAUUUAACAAGUUGCUACAGCAAUCCCAGUACUAUGUCAAUCACAAUCAGCAAUAUCAGCCACAGCAACAGCAACAGUCGUCCCAGCAACAGCAAUACCAGAAGCCUCCAAACAAGCUGCAACAGGUGCCAUUUUUCCCCACCAUACCACCAAAAAGUCAAACUCCAGCGCCAUAUCAGCCAGUAAAGUUCCGUCCGACGCCGGCACCCACAACACAGACCAAACCAUUGCCGUCGCCCGUGCAACUGACCCAGCAGCAACAUUAUCAGUCUCCGGCGAAGCAACAAGCGGUAGCACCGCAGCCCUAUCAAUUUAUACGUCAGCCCCAGUUUGUGCAGCAGCCACAAUUUGUGGUGCGUUCGCCCACACCGCCAGCUGAUUUCUACCAACAGAAGCACCAGCAACAGCAUCAGUCGCAGCAGCAGCAACCCCAACAAUACCAUCACCAACCACAACAGCAGCAGCUGCAGCAACAACAGCAACAUCUGCCAGAGUCGGCGCUAAACUACUUUGACAUAAAACCGUCUAAGGAAACGGAACUCUUGAAGUCCAUUCCCAAAUUCGAGCAGCAUAUUACCGAGACCGUACAGAAUCCAAUUGGCUCCUCUCAGCAACCGCAGCAACAACAACAACAUUAUCAGCAAUAUGCCUACAGCAGCACACGCAAUGAGGUCAUCCAUGAUAUACCAGCUCCAAACCUGGCGCCAGUCCAACAGGCGCCCAUUACUGGUCACUAUAUCACGGCUAGUUCUGGCUCGCAGCAGCAACAACAACAACAACAACAGCAGCAACAACAACAAGCUCAAACUCCCGUUUAUGCUGAGUCGACGCAUGGUCAGAAGGUCAUGGUGGUUACCCCAGUGCCGCCAAGCAACUAUGUGACAUACAAUCAAUAUCAAUCCCAACCUCUGCCCAAUGAGCCCGUUUUCCAAGUGCAUCCCCAACCCUCGGCGGCCGCUCUACAGGCACAACAGCCCAGACAUCCGGCCAACUCUCCAAUCAGUGCUCCUUUGGGCGACAAUUCACCCUUCAGUGUAUCAACCUUCCAUUCGGAUGUCUUUAAGGAACUAGAGCAAAGGCAUCAACAGCAACAACAGCAACAAUCGCAGCCACAACCCCAGUCCCAAGCGCAGUCCCAACCGCAGUCCCAACCAACAGUUGCUACCAAGACUUCUGCUGCUUCUCCAACUCAGGCAUCGCCAGCAUCCGCGCCCAAUGGCAAAGCAUCGCAAACACUUCUGCAAUUGCCAGACGAAGUUCCAGACGAUUUGCGCCAACAACUCUUCUCUUCGGGCAUCCUGAACAAUGCCGAUAUUUCCAUUCUGGACUACGACAAGGAGGGAGACAUUGCGUUGGAAAACCUGCCCGCCGAACACUUGCAACAUUUCUAUGGAGCCGGCGGUGGAGCGCAGAUUGCCGAGACGAAAAAAGUGUUGACUGUGGUCAAACCCAAUGGCGAUAAGGUGGCCCUAAGUGAGAAGCAAAUCGAUCGGGUCAAGCAAACCAACUCCUUGCCCCAGAAACAAAAUUUGGAUGUGAAAGUGGUGCGCUUCGAUGCGGCUCAGGGCCAAAGCGUAAGCGAGAAGUAUUUGCGCACAGAUGCCACUGUCGUUACGCCCGUGGAAGUGGGAACAGAGCGUCAGCAAUAUAAUCGGUAUUUGCCUCUGAAAAUCAAUGGAGCCCAGUUUCCCAUUCCCGACAACGAGGAGUUACAGGACAAGAAAAUUGUCAGUGUGGUCGUGCUGGCACCCGUGGAGGCCCAGGCGACAGGAAGCAGUGAGGCCCGGAGUGCGGAUAGCAGCAAGGAAGUCAAGUUCUUGGGCGGAGAUCUUAUCAAGACCUUGGUCAAGAAGCCCACCAAAGAUAAUUUCAAACGCUGGUUAGAGAAAGAGGCGCGGACCGACCUGGAACUGCAGUCAGUGGUUCUGCUGGUGGCCAAAUCCUCAGUGGAUGCCGCCGCAGAGCAGGAAAUCUUUAUGUACGACAUUGCCACUGGCAGCAUCAAUCGCCUGAAUGGCGAACUCUCCAGCACUUUCGUCAAUGUGGCCGAAGAAAAUGCCAGCAGUGAGGAUUUGGAGCAUGCUGCCACCUUGGACCCCAGCUCGCUGGAGUCCAUGAUGCAUCUGCGUCGCAGAUAAACUCGUCAUCGAUCAACAUGCCAUUUAGAGCUACUCAACAACCUAGAAAAGAUGUUCAUCCACUAUCUAUGGCCAUUCCAUCGCCCUCUUCCCUUUCAUGCGGCACCAUUCCCCUCUUAGUAUUUCCAUUUUGUAAAUAUUCUCUGCUGAUGUUACCAGUUAUUGUAAUUUAAGUUACACUUACGUAAAUAAACAAGAAAAAUGUGAAAUUA